AUGGCCUUUGUCUCAAAAGAGGAACACGCUGGGGGACUUUGGUGGGAUGCUGCUGACAACGUCAAGCUGCACAUUCCUACCUAUCGUUAUGCUUUGCCAGGCCUUCCCUACGACGAGCCCGAGGCUCAUACCGAUUCCAGGCACCAAGCCUCCAGUGAGCAAGUGUGCCAGUACGCUGGCAAGAUCGCCGGACGCGUGGUGAGUGCACACUUCGUUGGAGAAGUGACCAGUGUCGCACUGGAAAAGAGUGAGACCAAGCUAAAGAAGGUCACCUACAUUCCAAGAGAUGCAGACGAGCAACACCACCAUCAUGGCCACAUCUACGGCCGGCAUGUCGUGCAGGCCACCGGCUUCGAUGGCUAUGGAGGAAAUCCUCAGCUCUUGGGCAUCCCAGUGGAAGUUCACUCCAGUCAGCUGAGGCAACAUGCCGAGAGCCUGCACUGCAAACGUGUCUUGCUGGUGGGGAGCGGCAAGUCCUCCUGCCGAGAACGGCUUUUGACCCGUGCGCUGCUUAGACCGAUCCUCGACUGCAUACAUGCGUGCGCCGGAGCUUCAAGCCUCGUCCCUUUUCAAGCCUCGUGA
Messenger RNA from Durusdinium trenchii, 582 nucleotides. The record is from the annotation of a GenBank genome assembly. Lineage: Eukaryota; Dinophyceae; Suessiales; Symbiodiniaceae.